Molecule: messenger RNA, 1024 nt
Organism: Athene cunicularia (burrowing owl)
Lineage: Eukaryota; Metazoa; Chordata; Aves; Strigiformes; Strigidae
Product: coiled-coil domain-containing protein 81-like
Exons: 8
Coding region: 44-964 (306 amino acids)
Cellular component (GO): centrosome
Source: RefSeq, a predicted model, not a curated record
ACCAGAGCUCGGGGGGAUGUUGGAAGGUUGAAAACUGGUGGACAUGGAGUGUGACCUGGUUUUCCUUUGUUUUCCAGAACGAAGAGCUAUCUGGGACGCGGUGGCCAGCUACAUUCAAGAACAGCUCCUGCUGCACAAGGGUGUCCGAAUUGCCACCUUCGGCUACUUCGACACUGUCUCCAGACAGAUCCAGGUUGGAGAGGAGACCGUGACUAUCCACAGGCCAGUCUUUCACCUGGCCAGAAACCUUCUCACGGUUCGAAACCUGACGGAUAUCAAGGCCUACCUGCCCGGCAACAAGGAGCUGGAGCCCCUCAAAUACUCCAAGGUGGCCGCAGCCGCCUCAGUGUCCCGGCAGAAAGCGAUGGGCUGCAUCCAGGGCACCAUGUCCCUCCUCUCUUACUGCCUGGGGAAGGGGGAGAAUAUCGCCUUUGUCCUGAAGGACAUUGGAGUGCUCCUCAUUGAAGGCAAGAACAUAGAAAUGAAGUUCUACUAUGACUUCCUGGAGAGGUUGUCUGGGAAGGAGAACUUAGAAAAAGUGAUUUUCAAGGUCCCCCGGCUGCUGGACAUGGUGGUGUCCCAGAUGGUACCUGUGGCCUCCCUGAGUUUCUCUGGCCAUGUCGUCAUCUUUCCUGAGCUUGAAAUGGAGUUUGUGCACAAACCACCUCCCAGAGCUCUUAAGACCUCGAGACAAGUCCCUGGCGAGAACGAGAAGAGGAGAAGUGAGUUUCUGCCACCUCUUGGACAAGUUCCAGUGGGGUGUCCUGGGUUUGCUGCUCCAAGACCGCCUGACGAGGAACCGCCACAGUUCCAGGAGAUCACUGGGCAGAAGAGGAGGAAGAUCCAGUCUUUGGCAGCAGCCGGUGAUCCUGGAGGAUUCCUCUGGAGAAAAGCAGCCGGGGACUGGGCAAGCCAAGGGCAAAGCUGCGCUCAAAGACCGAGCAUCAAAGCAGACCCAAACUGAAGCGCAGGCAGCAAAGGCUCAGAGCUGCAGAGGAGGAGGAAAAGGAAAAGAAGGAGGAGG